CACUGCCUCUGCAACUAUUCCGGCACUCAGCGACUUGAGCCUGUUACUAUGGAUAGGGAACACGACAGUGAUUCCAGUGGUGACUCAUUGUUGCCACUUCUUGUAACUGGUUAUGCAAUUCAAUAUUUGAAGCGCAAGCGAAGUAUUGAUGAAGACAGUGAUGAUGGAACGACUUCCCGAAUUACAAAACAACCAAUGAAUACACGCCAACUCACAGGUCAUACAUGGGUCUUUGAAAUGCUAAGCCCUGAUAGACCUCCAAGAAGGGUUCGUAGACUAUUUCGUAUGUCUAGGGAGCAUUUCACUGGGUUGGUGUCUGCAUUGAAAGAACGAGGUUUAUUGGCAAACACAAAGAACAUUACAGUGGAGGAACAGUUGUCAAUGGCCAUCUUAAUGAUGGCUCACAAUGUUAGAAAUGAUGUCAUCCAAGAAUUGUUUCAGCAUUCGGGUGAAACAGUGAGCCGUCACUUCCAUAAUGUAUUGGCAGCCCUACGAACAUUCUCUAGAGAGAUGGUACAACCACCCUCAUUUGAGGAGACACCACUUCAGAUCAAAUCCAAUCAGAAGUAUUAUCCAUUCUUUGCCAAUUGCAUUGGUGCAAUAGAUGGAACACACAUAAGCGCGUCAAUUCCACUUGCAAAACAAGUACCAUAUAUAUCCAGUAGAAAAAAUAAAGUUACCCAAAAUGUAUGUGCUGCAUGUUCAUUUGACAUGUGCUUUACCUUCAUUUGGGCUGGCUGGGAGGGUUCAGCACAUGAUAACCGAAUCUUAUGGGAAGCCAUCAACACUCCUCGUCUAAAGUUUCCCCAUCCGCCACCAGGAAAACACUAUCUUGUUGAUUCUGAAUACACACAUAUGCCUGGGUAUAUGGCUCCUUUCAAGAAUGUUCAAUAUCAUCAACAUGAUUUUAGGCAUACAAGACCACAAGGAGCUGAGGAGUUAUUUAACUUUACACACUCAUCAUUAAGAAUCGUUAUUGAAAGAUCAUUUGGCGUCUUGAAGAAGCGUUUCCCCAUUUUGAAGACGAUGCCCACAUAUAGUUUCAAGACACAAGUAUUGAUUGUAAUUGCUUGUGUAGCCAUACACAAUUUCAUUAGAAAGCAAAUGACAUCGGAUUGGUUAUUUGAAAAGGCAGAGAGGGGAGAGUUUGAUGAUGAAAGUGAAGAUGACGCUAGUGAUAGUGAUGACUAUGAGGACGUGAACAGCGCAAAUGUGGUAGAUAAUAUGCAACAACAGCAAUGGGAAACAUAUCGGAAACAAAUUGCAGAUCAGAUUGAGGAAGCCUAUAAGGAUUUAGGAUGAAUAAAUGUGUCUAUUGUGUUUUUUCAUUUUCUGUGUAACUGUUUGGUAUGUCUUUGUUAACAAAUAUUAUGGAUAGGUUUUUUAUUUUCUAUGUAACUGUUUGGUAUGUCUUUGUUAACAAAUAUUAUGGAUGGACUA
This is a messenger RNA of Telopea speciosissima, 1440 nucleotides long. Its product is annotated as putative nuclease HARBI1. Lineage: Eukaryota; Viridiplantae; Streptophyta; Magnoliopsida; Proteales; Proteaceae. The record is from RefSeq and is a predicted model, not a curated record. The coding region runs from base 49 to 1302 and encodes 417 amino acids. The transcript has 3 exons.